Molecule: messenger RNA, 1218 nt
Organism: Gavia stellata (red-throated loon)
Lineage: Eukaryota; Metazoa; Chordata; Aves; Gaviiformes; Gaviidae
Gene: GCM1
Product: glial cells missing transcription factor 1
Exons: 5
Coding region: 1-1218 (405 amino acids)
Biological process (GO): gliogenesis; regulation of transcription by RNA polymerase II
Cellular component (GO): nucleus
Molecular function (GO): DNA-binding transcription activator activity, RNA polymerase II-specific; RNA polymerase II cis-regulatory region sequence-specific DNA binding
Source: RefSeq, a predicted model, not a curated record
AUGCUGAAAGGUGCAGAUGAUGUUGUUAUGGAGCAGGAGGACUCUGCUUCCCGACAUGGAGAAAUGACAAGUUGGGAUAUCAAUGACAUCAAACUUCCCCAGGACGUGAGACAGAUAGACUGGUUUCAAGAAUGGCCAGAUUCCUACGUAAAACAUAUCUAUAGCUCAGAGGAUAAAAAUGCUCAGAGGCACCACAGCAGCUGGGCAAUGAGAAACACCAACAACCACAACUCUCGCAUCUUAAAAAAGUCCUGCCUCGGGGUGGUGGUCUGCAGUAACGACUGCUCCACCUUGGAUGGGAGGAAGAUCUACCUAAGACCAGCCAUAUGUGAUAAAGCUAGGCAAAAACAACAGCGGAAAUGCUGUCCAAACUGCAAUGGACCCCUGCGGCUCCUUUCCUGCCGAGGCCAUGGUGGUUACCCAGUUACCAACUUCUGGAGGCAUGAAGGCCAAUUCAUAUUUUUUCAGUCCAAAGGAGCUCAUGACCAUCCACGUCCAGAGACAAAACUAGAAGCAGAAGCAAGAAGAUCAAUCCAAAAAGCACAGACAGCUUUUUCUCCAUCUUCUCCAAGAUUAAAAAGAAUCCGGGAGAUUGAGUCUCUGACAGGUGCAAUGCCGACGCAGGAGGCUUUGUCUUUGCUUCUUUCCAAGCCGGACACUUACACGCUACCUGCUAAUUUCGGGGGACAUUUAAGCAAAAGCUCCCGGGAGCCGACACUGGGCAGCUGCUCUGGGCGGCCGCCACACCCAAGGGCAUCUGGGGAGGACAGGGGCUCUGGAGAGGCACGGACCUGGAGCAGGAGCCCGGCCCUCGGGAGGACCCCCAGCACCGGGAGGCCUUGCAGCGGCCCUGCUGUCCCCGCGGCCCACCCGCCCUGCGCAGCGCCUUCCCCCCAGCACCGCACCCACGCCGGCACCCAUGCCGACCUGCCCGUGACAAAGGCUGGCCACGACCCCUUCAGGCCUAACGCUGGCCCUCUGGGGGGUGAAUCCUGCGAGGAGAAAUCCCCGCUGGCCUACAGCGGCAGCUGCCUCCCUCCGCCGCCCUACCCUGCGCCUCAGGGAGGCCCCUGCCCCAUGGCGAGUGGGGCACACCACCACCGCCAGUUCUCGGUGCCCCUGAGGGGAAGCGAAGGAGAUGGGGGCGAGGGAGGGCGCUGUCUGGGUCUCAACUACUGCAACGACGAUAUGUUUUUUAACCUGUACCCAUUACGGUGA